AUGGUCGGCUGGGGAAUAGACUCAAUUCUAUCAGGAAGAUUCAUGAAAAUCUUCAGGAUGGAAGGCUUUAUAAGAACUCUCGAAAGAGGCAGAAUUGUGCGUUUUAGAAAUAUCACUGAUCAUGUAGGCUCAAGAGGAGUGGCAAAGUGCGUUGGGCAGGAUUCUUAUGGAAAUCGUUAUUACGAAGACUUUCAUGGCGACGACUGUAACGAAAGCUUUGUCUGUCAGCGGUGGGUGGAAUAUGCUGACAGGCAUGAUAUGUGGCAGACAGGCAGAAAAGUUCCAGCAGAAUGGCACGCAUGGCUUCAUAGAAUCAAUGACGACGUGCCUUCUCCUGACAACUCUAACUAUCAUCAUCCAAUCUAUAAGAGAAAACAUCUUCCAAACCAAUCUGGUCUUCCUGGUGCAACUGUUCCUCUUGGAGAUGGUAGACACGAAUACGCCAAACAAUUCCAAACCUAUAUCAAAUCAAGAAUCUAUACCUCAUGGGAGCCUCAAGAAAACGCUCCGAAAAAGAGGUAUGACUAA
This is a messenger RNA of Blepharisma stoltei, 528 nucleotides long. The record is from the annotation of a GenBank genome assembly. Lineage: Eukaryota; Ciliophora; Heterotrichea; Heterotrichida; Blepharismidae.